AACCAAGAUAUAUCUCCCAGAAUUCCUUCUGUCCACCGGAAGUGAGCACAUAGCCGAAUUUUGCCAGCAAUUUUUUCGGGGUUUAUUUUCAAUUCAGUCGCUUGCCCAGUCAACCGUGAAGCACACACGGUUAUAUGAGGCCUUCUUUGGAUGUGCACGUUCAACCUCAAUGUCUAUUUAUGCCCGAUAAAGACUUCUUAAUGUUGAUUUCACACGAACACACUCGUUUCUGAGUUGAAAUCGAUUUCGUGUGCUAGAUCGUUGAACUGAUCACUUUUAAAAGAGGACGACUUCUUUACUGCCAUGGGACGAAURUCUAAAUCUUGUGCGUCAAACGCCAAGUGAUUUUUCCGGAAUCGUGUCGCUGAUUACAGCGACCUCGAACUCUAACAUGGGAGCUUUUUACUAGAUAAACUUCGUCCAUCAAGACAUGGCUGGGGCUUUAUUCCGGUAUGGAGUUUUAGUCGUAAUCUUGUUGAAUCUAAAGCGAUUAUCUGAAGGAAACGACGAUCUCCCUAAGGUCACCCRUACAMGYAAAUAUAAUUUGCUUGUUUCUGUUGAUACCAYUGACUACAAAUUGAGAUGCACKGUCAGUSGAGAAUCCGUUAGUCACAUCACUAGUUACAAAUGGUUCAAGAAUGGUAAAAUAGUCGUCACUCAGGGACGAUUCAGAGUUAGAGAAAACAAAUUUCUAAAAAUUCUCAAACUUGAAAGACAAGACAGUGGUGUUUACACAUGYAUUGUGUCAAACAAGUAUGGCAGCACCAAUGUCACUUAUAGACUCACUGUUAAAGACCCCACCCCUCCCCCUUUCAAUGGGACAAAAGGCACUCCACCAAAGUUUGUUAAUCUUCUUGCGAUGAAUCGUACCAGCCGUACGUACAGAGAAUCUGGUAAAGCUGCCUUGAAAUGUGAAGCGACUGGAUAUCCCCAACCUGUGAUAAAGUGGACCAAACCUGAUAAUCUCCACCUGCCACAKGAACGAAAUCCUUACRAUUAUGUACUAAAUCUAAGAACACUAGGKCCACAGCAUASUGGCUCUUACACUUGUAAUGUAUCGAAUACCGCUGGGUGGUUGACCUACACUUACAAAAUUAAUGUAAUCGGAAUUACACGUAUUGCUCCGAGGAUCAACAGUAUAACCAACAACCAAACAGUCACAACUGGAAGAAAAACUUGGUUAAUGUGCACUAUACUGUACAAAGAAUACGACGACACACUUAGGCUCAAUUGGUUUUUCCAAAAAAACGGUACCAAAGAAAAGGUAGACUCAAAGUUUUAUCGUAAUUCAACGUUACCAAAUCAUUAUGAAGAUGUCUUGCUACGAGUGGAGUUUAUUUUGGAUUUCCAUCGAGUGAAUAAAGACAACGAGGGAUGGUAUAUAUGUCACGCUGAGAACAAGAUUGGUCAUAAUACGAAGAGAACAUACUUGAGAGUAUUGGACCCAGUUGUUACAGACGAGCCAUCCAGCCCGGUCUCACCACUCCAUUCCGAAACCCUCACCAUAUCUUCCCAAUCACCUCAGMAAGUCAGUCAGUCAUCUGCGGACGACAUUGAAAUAGCAUUGUACGUAGUGGCCGCCAUAUUGGGCAUCGURAUAAUUGGUGGUGUAAUAUUUUACUUUCUUCGUAUGAAAGGAAAGCAAACGCCCAACGUAGAGUACAAACCCGAUUCCGAAACUGUCAACAUACUAUCCAACGGYCAAGUCCCAACUAACAAUCCCCCCAGACGAAACCCCUCUGUUUCGUCCUCUGGGUCAGCAGCCGUCUCUUUCCUACGUCAACGGAGUAUGCGCAGUCGUUUGGAGUCGAGGCUUACUCAGCUGUCCGAGAUUGAAAUUGCUUAUGACCCGUUAUGGGAGAUCGAGCGUUCUGAUAUCUUUUUACAAGGCGCUUUAGGUGAAGGUGCAUUUGGUAAAGUCAUGAAGGCACAAGUUUUUGGUGGUAAAGUUGCUUCGUCGGGACCUUUGACUGUAGCAGUGAAGAUGUUGAAAGAAGACGCAACAGAGGUUGAAUUUGGUGAUCUUAUAUCUGAAAUGGAAGUUAUGAAAACGAUAGGAAAACACAAGAAUAUUAUUAACCUGAUUGGAACUUGUACUCAAAACGGACCAUUAUUUGUGGUUGUUGAAUAUGCCAGUCAAGGCAACUUACGGCAAUACCUACGAGAUAGACGACCAGUCAGAGAAUACGAGGACGCUUUGAUGCCACCAGAAACGCUGACCCUGUUAGACUUGAUGUCAUUUUGCUAUCAGAUAGCAAAGGGGAUGGAUUACCUUGCGUCUAGGAAGUGCAUACAUCGUGAUCUUGCGGCACGAAAUAUCUUGGUUGCCGACGAUAAAGUACUUAAAGUGGCUGACUUUGGUUUAGCGCGGGAUGUCCACGAGAUGGACUAUUACAGAAAAACUACAGACGGGCGUCUACCAGUCAAGUGGAUGGCUUUAGAAGCGUUGUACGACCGCGUCUACACUUCACAAAGCGAUGUGUGGUCAUUUGGAAUUACCAUAUGGGAAAUAAUAACAUUUGGCGGCACUCCAUACCCUGGUGUUCCCUUGGAAAAGCUUUGUAUGCUUCUGAAGUCUGGAUAUACCGUCAUGCUGAAUUGCUGGAAAGACAAUCCUCAGGAAAGACCAGUCUUUGCCUCGCUCGUUGACGAGUUCGAUAAAAUGGUGACCAUGUUAUCAAAUCAGGAAUACCUGGACCUUCAGGGGCCAUUGAUAAGCCCCCUUUGUCCACGAAGUCCUUCAUCUGAGAUAACUAACCCCCUUAAAGAGUCCUCCUCCGUGUUUGGUAACAGCUCAGACGGUAAUGAGUCCGAAUCACGAAGCGACAUCACAUCAAAUAAUAGAGACAGCAAAACAUCGGACAAUUUAGUCACACUACUGGAGGAAGACGAGGCGGAUGAGUUUGAUCGACCACACAACGUAGCAAGCACUAAUUCAUAUGAAAAUCUCUGUGUAUCACGUGACCAGGCACUGAUGCCACUGUUAGAUGCUGAAGAUGCUGAUUUAGAUCGUGAUCAAGAAAGUAGUCCYAUUUCUGCGCAUUUGGGAGCCGAUUUUCCUAUGAGCAGUAAUACUUCUUUGMCAGGGUCAAGGAUUUCUAGAGAYUUUUCAAAAAGUAGUAACAUUUCCCUGCCAGGAUCUGGACAUUCUACGAGAAAUGCUUCRCAGCCAGAUUUUAUGAACAGUAGCAAUGUAUCUUUACCAGGAUCAGGAAACUCGAUCAGGAACUCGCAGCGAGACGUGGGCAGUGAUUCGUCUUUGAAUGAGGCAUCAAAAGGUCUUUUGAACGAUGAUGACGAUGAUGAUAUCUCACCAGAAUUWACUGGUGGAGCUAGUGGGAUGCAAAGAAGUCGAACUGAGUCUGUAGUGUAGUAACGUCCAGUUAUCCCCUCAAUUUGCGCAGCUUGCGGCUAGCUAGCAGUCAGUUCCAUCGUUCCAAGACAUGCGCGGGAGACAACAGAACAGUAAAGUAAUCUGUACGCAGCAGGCAGUAUGCAAAGCCGCCAUCUUGUUGCAUAACCUCAGCUUGUUCCAUACGCCAACAACACAGUAAACAUUCAAGUUCCUAAACGCAUAAAUAAGCUGUUCAAUGCAGUAUUACCAAGUCUGUGUUCUGUGAAAGCUGUAGUUUGAACUGACAACACGCAAAAUAAGCCAAAGAACUCUGCAUGCGAAAUUCACUUUCUUACGCACAGAUAGCUUGAUGUAUUUGGCACUGCUUUUGAUAUGGAGCAUCGGAAGUGUAAGGGAGAUUCGCCUGAAUGCAGAAAACAUUCCCUUCCUUUUGAUAAACAAGCGAGCAAAUAACUCGCCUUUAAAAAAGMCGACGACAACGACGAAAUGUAUACGAAGCAUUUCGGUCUUUUCACGGAACAUGCCCGAGUCAAUUCGUAGAAUUUAUAUAUUUUACUCYAAAGGAUAAUAAAAUCUAAAGUUACCAGCUCGGGCUGGAAUAUUUUAGAGUCGCCGUGCUUUGACACACAUUAUAUUAAUAUUUGAUAAAUAUUCACAUUGGUAGAGAAUAAAUAGAGAUUUUAUGCAUUA
This is a messenger RNA of Exaiptasia diaphana, 4045 nucleotides long. RefSeq names its product fibroblast growth factor receptor 3. Gene Ontology annotation, cellular component: signaling receptor complex. The record is from RefSeq and is a predicted model, not a curated record. Bases 431 to 3373 code for a protein of 980 amino acids. Lineage: Eukaryota; Metazoa; Cnidaria; Anthozoa; Actiniaria; Aiptasiidae. Gene Ontology annotation, molecular function: ATP binding; transmembrane receptor protein tyrosine kinase activity. The transcript is spliced from 15 exons. Gene Ontology annotation, biological process: cell surface receptor protein tyrosine kinase signaling pathway; positive regulation of kinase activity; protein phosphorylation.